Siniperca chuatsi (mandarin fish) is the source of this 7312-nucleotide messenger RNA. RefSeq names its product leishmanolysin-like (metallopeptidase M8 family) (gene lmln). Gene Ontology annotation, biological process: proteolysis; cell adhesion. Gene Ontology annotation, molecular function: metalloendopeptidase activity. Lineage: Eukaryota; Metazoa; Chordata; Actinopteri; Centrarchiformes; Sinipercidae. Gene Ontology annotation, cellular component: cytoplasm; membrane. The record is from RefSeq and is a predicted model, not a curated record.
GUCCUCCCUGGCUGAGAGUGACUCCUCCCGGCGAUAGACGAUCUUUGGAGUCCCGGGCCUCUUCGCCGGGCCGACAGCCGUCCACGACAUAUUACUCAGAGUGACUCAUCGCGUUAACAGACGAUCUCCGGAGCGCCGGUGCUGUCCUCUCAGCUGACACCGAGCAGCAAACCGGGACCCGUCGCGGCUGUCAGGCGCAGAUUUUUACCUUCCACCGGCCGGUGUUACUGCCACCACUGCUGUCUCUUCUCUUCUCGUUAAAGCCUCGGAGGUUGUUUUUUUUUUGCGGGAUGCGAACAUGUUCUGAUUCAGCCUGCAAGCGAUGAAUGAAACGAGCGCCGAGGGGACCGGGCCGGCGGAGGUGCUGUUGACGUCGGGCUGCCGAGCUCCGCUUGUCGGGCUGGUCGGAGGAUGGAGCCGAGGCUGAGCGGGGAUGGCAAGCCGUCCGUGCCCUGGUUCCUCGGCCCUGCCCUCGUGUUUUCCACCCUGGCUGUGCUAGUGAGCUGCCACGGGACGUGCAAACACCGAGCCCCGUCUCCGGAUGAGGUUGUCCAUGUGUACUUAAAGCCUGAGCGCUUGACUAAGAGAAGCUCCCCUGACGACCUUCAGCUGAAGAUAAAGAUCAUCUACGACUACAGCGUUGACCAGCUUCCUGCAGACAAGAGGAGACUGGUGAAGGAUAAGCUGUUUCCUCAGGCCAUCGAUUACCUGCAGAGGGCCUUCAGUGUGAGGCGCAGGGUCGGACCUGUGCUGCUCAGCAGACAAUGUGCAACAAACCAAUACCUGAGGAAGAGAGAUGACCCUCAUCGCUACUGCCAGGACGCCUGUGCAGACGUCACCCGGUGUGGCCCCGUCAUCGUACCACAGCACCACCUGCAGCAAUGCAAGGUGUGCAGUGAAUCAGAGUCUUGCGGCCCCUUGGGGCCCCCAGAUGGCCCCGGAGUGGAAGGGUCCGACUUCGUGCUCUACGUCAGCGGCAUCACCACGGAGCGCUGCGGACAGGAGAACAUAGUGGCCUACGCUGCUUACUGCCAGCUGGAGGCAGAGCUCGACAGACCUGUAGCAGGCUAUGCCAACCUGUGUCCUGCUAUGAUCUCCUCUCAGCCUCAGGAGUUUGAAGGGAUGCUCUCCACCGUCAAACAUGAGAUCAUCCACGCUCUGGGGUUUUCAGCAGGUCUGUUUGCCUUCUACCAUGACGAUGAGGGCAAACCUCUGACUCCUCGCUUCGCCAGCGGCCUGCCCGCCUUCAAUGAGAGCCUGGGUCUGUACCAGUGGAGCGAGGCGGUGAUCAGGAGGGUCAGCAGGCUGUGGGACAUCAGAGGAGGAGAGAUGGUCCGACACCAAGUCCACGUCCUGGUCACGCCCCGCGUCGUGGAGGAGGCGAGGAGACAUUUUAACUGUCCCAUCCUGGAGGGGAUGGAGCUGGAGAACCAGGGAGGGACGGGAACCGAACUGAACCACUGGGAGAAGCGACUGCUGGAGAACGAGGCGAUGACGGGCUCCCACACCCAGAACCGGGUGUUUUCUCGGCUGACGCUGGCCAUCAUGGAGGACAGCGGCUGGUACCGAGCCAACUACAGCCUGGCUCAGAGGCUGGACUGGGGCCGCGGCCUCGGCUGCGACUUCGUCAUGAAGAGCUGCAAGUUCUGGAUGGACAGGCAGAGACAGAGGGCGCACGCUGUGACUCCGUACUGCGACACGGUGCGAGCUUCUCCUCUGCAGCUGACCUGCAGGCAGGACCAGCUGGCUGUGGCCGUCUGCAACCUGCAGAGGUACGCACGGGCGCUGCCGCGGGAGUACCAGUACUUUGAGAGGAUCCCGGACGUGGCCGCCGACCAGCUGCCGUUUGGCGGUGCUGUGGAGAUCGCUGACUUCUGUCCCUUCAGCCAGGAGUUCAGCUGGCACCUCAGCGGAGAAUAUCAGAGAAACUCGUACUGCAGAGUGUCUGAGAACCAGCCAGACUGGUGGAGGAACUACGGAGCGGAGCAGUACGGGCCGGACUCCGUGUGUCUGAACCAGAAGUCCGCCUUCGUGAUGGAGCAGUGCACCAGGAAGAUGACGUACCCCGACUGGGGCUCCGGGUGCUACAAGGUGCGGUGCUCCGCCCAGGGCCUGACGGUGUACGUUCAGGAUCGCUCCUUCCUCUGCGUCCGCAGAGGCCAGCUGCUGAGCGUCAGCGUGCGAGUCAACGACUGGGUUUACAACGGCGUCCUGGUCUGCCCCGCCUGCACCGACUUCUGCGACGACUGUCCCCUCCCCCACCAGCUCCCGCCCAUCAACGCCUCCAGGAGUAACCCCAUUGACCCGUGCUCCAGCUCUCCUGGUCUGGCCGUCACUCUGUGGCUGCUGCUGCUCAACCUGCUCCCCCUGGUGGCCGGACUGCUGCUCUGCCACUGCAGCUGAUGAAACACACACACACACACACACACACACACACACACACACACACACACACACACACUAAGGUAGCUGGACAUUUCACCGAACGCUCACCUGCAGGCCUCUGUGGCUUUGGGCUGCAGACGUUCGAUCUGUUGUUUCCUUUCGAUCUCUCCGUCUUUCCUCCGCUCCUCAGUUCAUUCGACGGCCGACUCGGUCCUCGUCUCUCACGCCGUCAGGGAUCUUUCUGCUGAAGCUCCAUUCAGGUGUCGGUCCAGUGCAGCGUAUGAAGUGUCACCCGGACCAUCAGUCCUCUGGUUCAGCAGCAGCCAAUCGGAUCGUUUCAGACAGCGGACUCGACUUGGGAUCCUCCUGCUUCAUUAAAUUCAGGUUUAUUUCUUGAUGCCGGAGCGACCGAAGAGGGAGAUCUGUCUCUUCGGCUGAUCGCUGAUCUUCUCUUGCUCAAAUACGUAUGCGGAGAUCACAAAGUGACUGUGGAUCGCCGCAAGCUGCCGGCCGUCUCCGAUGACCCGAACACAAACCCGAGGAAGAGACGUCGCCUGGUGCUCGCUGACAGGAAGUGGACUGUGGGAUUGUUCGGGACAGUUUGGGUAUUAGAACGUGUAUUAAAGCGCCUGGCUGGAUUCAAAGCUACAAACACUUUUUUUAAAAUAGUACUUUUAAGCAGAAAGAUCACUGGACUUCCUGUGAAAGAGACGACGUGUGGAUGGCAGCAGGAGGUAACUUGGGAUUUUUUUAAAGUUUAAAGGAUCUUAAACACUUUCCUAAGAUGCAUUUCCUGUUUUUUUGGGGGGGGGGGUGUAAGUUUCCCCGCCUCCUCCCAACAGGUCGCUUGUCACAUUCAUGAAGGUAGAGGAACCUGUAGCAGUUCUGUAGUAGCGAUGCAACAGUCGGGUGUGUUUUCAUUUAAAAAUCGACGAGUGCAGCUCUUUGGUCAGUUUCCUUCAUGACAAACGGCAGCAGUUUGGGGGGGUCAGAGGUCACAGCUCCAGUUAUAUCAAAAAAGGCUCUUGCCCUUAAACUGAAUGUGCGUGCGUUCAAAGGAUCCACAACAACAGCUCUGCUGCGAGUUUCUCUCCCAGAGAGGAGAUUCAGUUUCUGGUCAUUUUGGAAGCUGCAGUGUGGAGGUGGAGGUGGUGUUAGACUGUGGGACUAAACAUUAGCAACAUCUUACAGUAAAAUGCAGUCCAGUGCGACACAGCUGCUGAAAUGACCAGGACCGAAUCACUUCACUGGCUGUCAACACAAAGCGAGCGUUGGGAGCCUUUCGGAGGCAGGAUUCAUUCUGUCUGCUGCCUGAACGCCCGAAGCUACUGCUGCUCUGUCAUGUCGACGUGAGCGAACGCAAGCCGCAACUGAUCUCAGGCCAGGUGAAAUGAUUGUCAGCGGGAGAGAUCUGUGGCUGGUCGACAGACUAGCGAGACGUCGUCGGGCCUCAUGCAGGAAACUCUCAAAGCGACGGGUUCGAUCUGAAGUUGCAGGUACGAGUCGUUCCACAGAAUUUCUCUCAUUUGAAUUAAUAUUCUGUUCAUCACAUCAUCAUAUGGCUCGCUAGCUUACUGAGAGAACUUUGUUUCUGACGUUCUUGCGUAUUGUGGCACACGGGUCUUUCUGCAGGUCUCUGACAGCUGACGUCACCGCCGUUUAUAAUAUUCUCUCCUUGUGUCUCAAGUACUGUCGCUUCCUGUUGACUGCCUCCCAGCAUGCACCACUUGGCUUUUUUAAACAAUCGGCACGUUGUUGGCAGCUGUGUUCACGGUCCCCGGUACGACCGCUGACACCGCUAAAUCCGUCUUCUGAAUCUCUUCUUUUUACUCGUGUUUGUGAACGAGACGUGGCCACGAACAGAGCGACGCAGGGAGCGUUUCGUGGCCGUCGAUUCGUCCGGUUGAAUCUUGGAACACUCGUACGAACGAACAGGAUCGGGAUCACACAAAGAAAGCAGUCUUGCAUGAGGCCCAGCGUCUGUGUGCACCGCCUCUCUGACUACAAGCACAUCUUGUUUACGGCGACUGCAGAACGAAGCAGACCGGACAGCGUUUGUAGCGUGAGUUCACAACAGGGCCGAGACACGUCCAGCUCCGACUAGAUGACGUGUUGCGACUCUCACAGACUCUCAGGAGUUUUGACUCAGAUCUCAAGUUUUGUCCGAGACACUAGAAUCAUGACGAAAGCAGUGAAGCCUGCUGGAGCUUUAAUGUACCGACAACAUGUCUGAACGAACUGAAGCCACAGAGAUUAAUAACAGAUUCUCCCGUUUUUAUUUAAUAUUUUGAACAAAUGUACACAGAGAGGAGAGGACUCCGAGGUCUCAGAGGACUCCGAGGUCUCAGAGGACUCCGAGGUCUCCUCAGAUUUAGAGUACUCAGAGGUCUAAGAGAACUCCGAGGUCUAAGAGGACUCCGAGGUCUCCUCAGAUUUAGAGGACUCCGAGGUCUAAGAGGACUCCGAGGUCUAAGAGGACUCCGAGGUCUCCUCAGAUUUAGAGUACUCAGAGGUCUAAGAGGACUCCGAGGUCUCCUCAGAUUUAGAGUACUCAGAGGUCUAAGAGGACUCCGAGGUCUAAGAGGACUCCGAGGUCUCCUCAGAUUUAGAGUACUCCGAGGUCUAAGAGGACUCUGAGGUCUCGUUGGACUGACAGACUGUUUGUUGUCAGAGGAAGAAUAAGCCAUGUACACAUGUGGGGAAAACCCUGCUAGCUGUCAGUCAUUAAAAGCUGUCGGCUUUCGGACAAUGAGAACCUGAACAAGCCAUAGUUUGAUGAAGAUGAUGAUGAUGAUGAUGAUGAAGGUGUAACAAUGGAAAAGUUAGUUGCUAAAGAUACAAUUCAACAUUUGUUGAAAGGCAUAAGUUGCUCCAAACCAGUUGAUGUCAGUGAGCCUGUUUGUUAGAUUUAGUGUUUGUCACAGAAGUGAAAUCCCAGCAGGACGCUUCGUUCAGUCAGGAAAACCUUUAUUUAUCGCUCGGUGACGCAGCGGGAACACCUUCGUCUCACUGACGGGCGCUGUGGUUUGGGUGGGUUUCCGGUAUCCAGCACGUUCACAAGAGACAAACCUGUUGGUGCCGCAGUGAAACUGUACUGAGAGCCCCUUUCCACCAAGUAGGUCUGGUUCUUGAACCGGUUCUGUUCAAGAUUGUGGAACCUUGGUGCUAUCUAGCGAACCGGCCGGCGUUUCCACCAGUCAUGGAUGCAUCAUCAGUGGAGGGAGUUGCACAACGCGCAGCGGCCUGUUGAAUAUGACACGCCCACUUCGGUUCGCACUUCAGGUCAAGCUAAACCUGCUAUUUCCUGGUUCCAGCCGGGAACCAACUUUUCAGGUUCCAAACCGAUUUAUUUUUGGUUGAAAUGCUUCGACCGGUUCAGAAUUAGGUGCGCGAACCAGAACGGAGCCGGUCCCACGUUGGUGGAAGAGAGAAACGACACGGGCGGGAAUCCCACGGCGCUCAAGAUCAAACGGGUUCGAUUUAACAACCAGAUGUGUUCAAGAGCAACGUGUUGUCGCUCAAAGAUCUGAGCACAGCGUAAGAAGGCUGCGUUCACACCCAGAGGUUCAUUUUCACUCGUUCAUGUCUUCGUUAGUUCAGUUGCUGAAGCCAAAUGAGAACAACGACCUUUGAACUCUGGUGUCAGUGUGCAGAAGCUCUUCACGUCACUUUCAUGACUUCCUGUAAGAUGGACGAAAGGGUCGCCGCCGGCAGCUGCUGUUGCUUCUGUCCUUUGUUUUAAACCAGCUUCGUGUAACAAAUCUCAUGUUGGUGUGACAAUAAUCUGAAAAACAGUAAGUGGACCUUUGAGUUGAGAUGAUUUUGUGUGUUUCCAAGGCAACACAGGAGCUUUAUUUAAAGGGUUAGUUCGGAUUUUUUGAAGAACACAGUCAGUUAUUACCUGCAGUAGGUGGCGGUCGGCGCUGCACUGCUGUGGACGGGGGCUACAGCAAAACGGAUUUCACCCACCUAAAGUUCAAUAUCAGUUCAAGUGUGCGCUAUACUUAGACUAUUUUCACCGCUUCACAUCGCCAUCAGAUGCAUCCGUCUGUGCUCUCUUCAAAGCCACCAGACUCCUUUGACAAAAACAGUAAUUUUACCUCGACUGUGACUUUGGUGUUUUAGUUCGGAUCUGAACUAAGUCGCACAAUAACACGGACAAACAGCAACUCCCGUGUUCUGCGAGGCGAGAUUUCUGUUUUGGUCUGGUGGCUUUGAAGAGAGCGAUGUAACGGCUUCGGUUCCGGUGAAAAUGUUCUAAAUACAGCGUACGCUUAAAGAUAGUUUUGUAGGUGGCUAAAAUCCGCCCACAGCAGACCGCUUGCCUCCGUGCCGGUAAGGUGUUCCCAUCUUUAUGUCGAGGAUGCUGUUGUUUGUUGUUGGAAUGAAACUCUUCUUCCCUGUUUUUAUUUUAAGACGAAACGCUGCACUGAAAUGAAGAAAACACACUGAGACUUUCAUUUAUUUAUCGAGACUCUUCAUCGGGUCCGUCACGUCUGCGUGUUCUUUAAGUUUCUGUUUAAAGUGUCGAACAAAACUAACUGAUGUUUACAGUUGGAAAUAUUCUUGUUUAUAUCACAUAACUGUUGAAUUCCUGCGCUGAGCUUUGUGUCAUGUGACUGAUGAUCUGACCUCAAUCCACUUUGUAUUCUUUUAAAGGGGAAUCAGCCGACUCUGAUAUCUGGCUGCAGGAGAUCCUGAUUUUAGUUUUAGAUGUUUAGUGGAAUCUGAUUCUGUUCAUGAAACGGGGUCAGAGGGUUUCCUGUUCAUUCGAUGCAGCGUUGAAGCUGUUGAACUGUUUUAAUGAAACACUUUGUUGGAUUUAUUUAUUAUUAGUUUUGUUUUUUAGAAAAAGGGCUGCUUUUUAAGACAAAUCAAGACGACUCUGAAACAUUUGCCUCAGAAUAAAUUCUGUCUGUAUCCCAGA